AUGGAGAACGAGUCAUCGUUUCAAUACAUGGAUGAAAUAUCACUAUCUUCAGCCCAACCAAAUCUGAAAUACACGUUAAGGAUUAUUGUACACGUUCUAUUAUUUCUCAUGGGAGUGCCCGGUAACAGUUUGAUCAUCUUGGUGUACAAGAACAAGAGACAGAAAACAAGCACACACGUCUUCAUCAUGACUCUGGCUAUGGCUGAUCUAUCCGUCUGCCUGAUGAGGGUGUUGGACAUCGCAGCCGAAGCCUUUCAUUUGGCAGGGUACCCUACCCCACAAGUUAUCCAUCUACUACGGCCGAUAGAGUACACGGCGAUAGGCACUACCGUAAUAGUCACCAGUCUGAUUUCAGCGGAUCGCUACGACUGCGUCUGCCGCUCACAGAGGCGGUUUUUGAACCUAAAACGCGGCAAGAUAGCAGCGUUGGUAUCGCUCGCAUUAUCAAUCGCCAUUAACGUUCCUGCAAUCGUUGACAGCAUCGACAUAUUGUUCACACUCGCUUGCCAGUUCUUGACUUACCAGAUCAAUCUUAUAAUGAUCAUCGUGUGCUAUAGAUUAGUUUACAUAACAGUCCGUCAACAUACUCGGGUAGGUACUGACUCUACGUUACAAGGAUCAAACGAUGGAAACAGUUCCACAACUACAACUACACAUGCAUCAAGUACUAACCAAGCCACAGUGUCAGUCAUUGUUGAUCUAGAUCCAAGCAAAGCCACAUGUGCCGAUGUUUCCAAGAGAGGGAACCACCAUACAUCCUCCUUAAGCCGAGAUAACCCUCCUCCAUCCAUCGUCACGACAGACAGAGGUAUCCAAGUUGGCCUUUCCAUGCUUUAUACCAUAGGUGCCUCACACAGCGGUACCUCCAACCGGGUUGCAGACGCUACCCACCGUACCCAAGUCACGCCAAGAGCCCACGCUCCUGCAUCCGUACUACAACGAAAGACAACAAAGAUGCUCUUCAUUACUAGUGUGGUGUUUCUGCUAACAUGGUUGCCAUAUUGGAUCUACGUCAGCUCGGUGAUAGCUAUUACUAGUGGGUGGAUGCCAUAUUGGAUCUUCGUUGGAAAGACACUCGCUCGCGAAUUGGGAAUCAGAAUCAAUCCGGUAUUUUACCUAAUAACAGACGAGGGGAGAAUUUUCGUUUACGUAAAUAACAAUGUCAAUCCAAUCAUAUACGGCUUCUCAAAUUCACGGUUCAGAAAGGACUGCAGGAUCGCUCUUGGUAAGAUUAGAUUAUUUUAGAUUGGAGUAUGUUGUUCAUUGUUUGCUUGAACAUACACGGAACGUUAUUACAAGGUAUGUCGAACAUUACGGUUUGUCGGACACUUU
Messenger RNA from Asterias rubens (European starfish), 1332 nucleotides. Its product is annotated as cholecystokinin receptor type A-like. The transcript is spliced from 2 exons. Gene Ontology annotation, cellular component: membrane. The coding region runs from base 1 to 1245 and encodes 414 amino acids. Gene Ontology annotation, molecular function: neuropeptide receptor activity. NCBI's taxonomy places the organism in Eukaryota, Metazoa, Echinodermata, Asteroidea, Forcipulatida, Asteriidae. The record is from RefSeq and is a predicted model, not a curated record. Gene Ontology annotation, biological process: neuropeptide signaling pathway.